This is a messenger RNA of Lipotes vexillifer (Yangtze River dolphin), 1192 nucleotides long. It is a transcript of the gene SELENOS, whose product is annotated as selenoprotein S. Lineage: Eukaryota; Metazoa; Chordata; Mammalia; Artiodactyla; Lipotidae. Gene Ontology annotation, cellular component: Derlin-1-VIMP complex; endoplasmic reticulum membrane; Derlin-1 retrotranslocation complex. Gene Ontology annotation, biological process: retrograde protein transport, ER to cytosol; endoplasmic reticulum unfolded protein response. The record is from RefSeq and is a predicted model, not a curated record.
AUGGCGACCGUGGAGCGGGACGGGGAUCAGCUGUCCACGCGGCCAGCCCUAGAGACCGAGGGGUUGCGCUUCCUUCACGUCACGGUGGGCUCCCUGCUGGCUACCUAUGGCUGGUACAUCGUCUUCAGCUGCAUUCUUCUCUACGUGGUCUUUCAGAAGCUCGUCACCCGGCUGAGGGCCUUGAGGCAGAGGCAGCUGGAUCGAGCUGCCGCUGCUCUGGAACCUGAUAUUGUUGUUAAACGACAGGAGGCUUUAGCAGCUGCUCGUUUGAAAAUGCAAGAUGAAUUAAAUGCACAAGUUGAAAAGCAUAAGGAGAAACUAAGACAGCUUGAAGAAGAGAAAAGGAGACAGAAGAUUGAAAUGUGGGAUAGCAUGCGAGAAGGAAAAAGUUACAAAGGAAAUACAAGAAAGCCUCAGGAAGAAGACAGUCCUGGGCCUUCUACUUCAUCAGUCAUCCCCAAGCGAAAAUCUGACAGAAAGCCCUUGCGGCGAGGAGGUUACAACCCUUUGUCUGGUGAAGGAGGUGGAGCCGCUCCUGGAGACCUGGACGCAGAGGUCCAUCGUCUGGUGGAUGAGGCUAAGAAUCUUGUUAGUGUUGCUUUUGACACUAGCAAGAUGAAUCCUUAACCCUUGACUCAAUUGCCUUAUGCACGCUUUUCACAGUGACUACCCAGGGGGAGGGGGCUUUCUUUCUGUUCUUAACUGCAUCUGUGUCUUCAAGGGUUGAAGGCAGCAUAGAGCAUGGACGUGGCCACUAGGCAGUAGUUGCAGUUGGUCACACUGCACUGAAGCCAGUGACUGUGUUCACUGAUUUCAUGGGUCAUUGCUAGUUGAUAGCUAAAGGCCUCCAAGUGAUUGGUGAUCUUGAUAAAAGAGACCUGGCAAUGAUCAAGUUAACAGGUCCUUGCUGGUAGGACAGUCUCUGUGACAGGUUGCGUUGAAUGAUGUCUUCCUUGUAAAUGGUGAGCCCACCAGCGAGGAUUACUGAUGCAGAGAGUUGAUGGGGUUGUUUCUGUAUAUUUAUUUUUAUGUACAGAGCUUUGUUAAAAAAAAAAAAGAAACUCAGUAUUAAAAAAAAUUUGCAAGGAACAUUUUCAGCAUCUUUAUCAAAUUUAAGGAAAUUUCAUUAUGAACUUGAAUUUGUCUAUCUAAUAUUACACAGCUUUUUAUUAUUCAUAAUCUCCCACUAAUA